CUCUCUUCUUCUCCCUCCUCUUCUCUCUUCUUCUUCUUUUCUCUUUUAUCCCAACCUGCACCGCUCUUUAAUCCCAAAAGACCACUCCUUUCCGGUUUAUCAACCGAGUCCAUUCGUUUCGCUCAGCCAAACCGCUCCAGUUUAUACCCUCGCGCGUCUCGCACACCCCGAGCUUUUUAAUCUUUACGUUGGUUUAAUCGGCAAUCCCGACCUUUCUAGACAAGAUGCGUUUCUCUAUCGCUGCUUCUGCCAUCCUGGCCGCCGGUGCCACCGCGAGCUACGUCAACACCAAUGCCACCUCCGUCGUCACUGAGGUUGUCACUGCCUACACCACCUUCUGCCCUGGCCCAACCACCCUCACCCACGGCACCAACACCUACACCGUGACUGAGGCCACCACUCUCACCAUCACUGACUGCCCAUGCACCGUCACUCGCCCAAUCAUCACCUCCACCGUCACUGAGUGCAACGACUGCCCCCCUGCUGCCACUGGCACUGGUGUCAUCCCUCCUCCAGUCAACCCACCAGUCUUCCCCAACGGUACUGCCGUCCAGCCUCCCCAGCAGCCAAGCGGUACCGGAAACCUCCCAAGCAACACCAUCCCAGCUCCCCCUGAUUUCACCGGUGCUGGUUCCCGCGUCGUUGCCGGUGCUGGCGCUGGUCUUGCUGGUGUCCUCGGUCUCGCUUUCCUCUUGUAAAUUUAAUCCCUCCUGGAAAGUUACGGGGCGGUCUACGAUGCUUGUAAAGAGAGCAGGGAGUGGUGCGAAAAUGUGCAUAAAAGAUACAAUCUCUCUUUUUACAAUUGGGAGGCGAUAAGGGGAGUGGCGUGUAUGUGUGGAAUUGUCCCAAUGUUAUCAUGAACGUCUCAAAUGUAUCUACAGCAGAUGGGCAACUUGGCGGCUAUUUGCUUGUUGCUUUAAUGGUAACAUUGGUUUUACAUAAUAUUUAUGCUACCGUUAACGUGC
Molecule: messenger RNA, 965 nt
Organism: Coccidioides immitis RS
Lineage: Eukaryota; Fungi; Ascomycota; Eurotiomycetes; Onygenales; Onygenaceae
Exons: 3
Coding region: 225-698 (157 amino acids)
Biological process (GO): fungal-type cell wall organization
Cellular component (GO): fungal-type cell wall
Molecular function (GO): structural constituent of cell wall
Source: RefSeq, a predicted model, not a curated record